AUGGGACAUUUCGUUACCCUCGCGACAUGUGUCCUGAACCAAUGGGCCCUCGACUUUCAGGGCAACUACGAGCGCAUUCUGGAGAGCAUAAAGCUGGCAAAGGACGCCGGUGCCCGUUACCGCUUGGGACCUGAGCUCGAAAUCACCGGAUACGGCUGCAAUGAUCACUUUUAUGAAGGCGAUACAUACUUGCACUCAUGGGAAGUGCUUGCCAAGCUCUUGACUUCAGAAAUCUGCCGAGACAUGCUCAUUGAUGUCGGAAUGCCCGUGGUACACAAGGACGUCAAGUACAACUGCCGGGUAGUGUUCCUCAACACGAAGAUCUUGUUGAUCAGGCCCAAGAUGUUCCUUGCCAAUGACGGAAACUACAGAGAAAUGCGCUGGUUUGCGUCAUGGAGCAAGUACCGCACGGUGGAGGAUUUUCAUCUUCCCCGUAUCAUUCAGGAAAUCACUGGCCAGUUUACUGUUCCAUUCGGAGAUGCUGUCAUUUCGACUAGAGACACUGUCCUCGGAACUGAGCUUUGUGAAGAACUCUUCACACCAGACAGUCCACACACCCAUCAAGCAUUAGAUGGAGUCGAAAUCUUUACAAACAGUAGUGGUUCACACCAUGAGUUUCGGAAGUUACACACGCGGAUCAACUUAAUUCAAGGAGCUACGCAAAAGUCUGGAGGUAUCUAUCUCUACGCCAAUCAGCAAGGCUGUGACGGAGAGCGCGUUUAUUACGAUGGCUGCGGGCUGAUUCUCAUGAACGGUGAGAUCGUGGCUCAGGGAACACAAUUUUCUCUUAAGGAUGUCGAACUUGUCACGGCAACAAUGGAUAUCGAAGAAGUUCGCUCCCGCCGAGGGGACGCACCGAGUCGCGCUUCUCAGGCGGUGAAGGCCCCAGCAUACCCACGAGUCUUUGCGGAUAUUGCUUUAACCCACGACAUAUUCAAAGACGGUAUCAGAAGCCCGCCCAGUAAACCACACCCGCCGCGGUACCACACACCGCAGGAAGAAAUUCGGCUCGGUCCUGCAUGCUGGCUAUGGGAUUAUCUGCGCCGAUCGAAGGCUGGGGGAUUCUUUUUGCCUCUAAGUGGCGGAUUGGACAGUUGCUCUACAGCUGUCAUUGUUUACUCAAUGUGUGACCUGGUUUGCAAAGCUGCUCAAAACGGAGACCAGCAGGUUAUUGCGGACGCCAGAAGACUAGUUGGUGAAACCAACUCAGAUUAUAUUCCCGAGGAUCCAAGAGAACUGAGUGGGCGCAUCUUUCACACUUGCUAUAUGGGAACCGAAAAUUCCAGCAAAGAGACACGGGUCAGGGCGAAGCAUCUUGCCGACAAGCUGGGAAGCUACCACUUGGACAUCAACAUGGAUUCUGUUGUGUCUGGCUUUCUAGCAGUUUUCCAGACAGCGACUGGAAAACGUCCUAUUUUCAAGGUACAUGGCGGAAGUGAAACGGAAAAUUUAGCUCUACAAAAUAUACAGGCACGAUCAAGAAUGGUUCUGGCUUACAUGUUUGCUCAGCUGCUUCUGUGGGUACGGGGCCGACCUGGGUCACUACUUGUUCUCGGCAGUGCCAAUGUCGACGAAACACUCCGAGGCUACUUCACCAAGUAUGACUGUUCAAGUGCUGACAUCAAUCCUAUUGGGGGAAUCAGUAAAAUCGACUUGAGAAAAUUCCUUGGAUAUGCCAAGACUGAACUCGGCCUAGAUAUCCUUGAAGAAUUUCUAGAGGCUACGCCGACUGCUGAAUUAGAACCUAUCACCAAGGAGUACGUCCAGGGUGACGAGGUUGAUAUGAAGAUGACCUAUGAGGAGCUCUCGGUGUACGGCACAUUGCGAAAAGUGGCUAAAUGUGGGCCUUUCGGGAUGUUCUCUAAGUUGCUUCACGAAUGGGGUGAUCGUCUUCGUCCAACCGAGAUUGCUGAGAAAGUGAAAUCGUUCUUCUUCUACUACUCCAUCAAUCGGCACAAGACCACCAUUUUGCCACCCUCGUAUCACAUGUCACCUUACUCGCCAGACGACAAUCGAUAUGAUUUGAGGCCCUUCCUUUAUAACGCCGGCUGGACAUGGCAAUUCCGUCGUAUAGACGAGGGCGCUGCCGCCGUGGAGCGCCUUCAAAACAAUUCUUUAAAGUCAGGAGAAGGGAAGUAG
This is a messenger RNA of Spizellomyces punctatus DAOM BR117, 2139 nucleotides long. Its product is annotated as NAD+ synthetase. NCBI's taxonomy places the organism in Eukaryota, Fungi, Chytridiomycota, Chytridiomycetes, Spizellomycetales, Spizellomycetaceae. The coding region runs from base 1 to 2139 and encodes 712 amino acids. Gene Ontology annotation, molecular function: NAD+ synthase (glutamine-hydrolyzing) activity; glutaminase activity; ATP binding. Gene Ontology annotation, biological process: NAD+ biosynthetic process. The transcript is spliced from 19 exons. Gene Ontology annotation, cellular component: cytoplasm. The record is from RefSeq and is a predicted model, not a curated record.